CAACCCAUUAGAUUUAAAGAGCUUAGUAAAACAUGGAGAAAGCACAAACAAAAUAUGUUCUCAAGAUAAAAGAUGAAGUCAAGGAGAGAGACUAUGACAAAUCCAAGGCUACCCCAAAGACUCCAGCCAAGGAAAAUACUAAGCCCCAGGAAUUCAAACUUCACACAGAACAAAGAGCUUACAAACGUGCAAUGUUCAACUAUUCUAUUGCAACCAAGCUAUACCUCAUGGAGCUACAAAAGAAACAAAUAGAGAGGGUCCAAAAGAUCAUAGAAGAAGAGGAGAUCCGCAUGCUGAGAAAAGAAAUGAUUCCGCGAGCCCAGUUAAUGCCUUUCUUUGAUAGGCCUUUCUUUCCACAAAGAUCAAACAGGCCUUUGACAAUACCAAGAGAGCCAAGUUUCCACAUGUUGAACAGCAAGUGUUGAAGCCGCAACUCUGGGAAUGAACACUACCAUUUUGAACAUGCCCAAGCUUUGGAAUUGCUAAAUGAAAGAGAGAGAUUUGUAAAAUGUAAUUUUGGUGUUCACCCAUCCCUGUACAACAACAACAUAUCUGGUCAUAGAUUUCUUUUCACUACUUCUAUGAAGAGCGUGUUGACAUAUAUAGUGUAACUAUACAUUAGAUUUUUGUAAGAAGUGUGAUUAUUUGGCCUUUUCCAUAGCCAUAACCCAUCCUUUCAAUGGGUAAUUUGUGUCCUUUUCACAUGCUAAUAACAUGAAUGCUUUUUUUUUUAAA
Hevea brasiliensis (rubber tree) is the source of this 735-nucleotide messenger RNA. Its product is annotated as microtubule-destabilizing protein 60. The transcript has 6 exons. Gene Ontology annotation, molecular function: protein kinase activator activity; microtubule binding. Gene Ontology annotation, cellular component: mitotic spindle; nuclear microtubule. The record is from RefSeq and is a predicted model, not a curated record. Lineage: Eukaryota; Viridiplantae; Streptophyta; Magnoliopsida; Malpighiales; Euphorbiaceae. Gene Ontology annotation, biological process: regulation of mitotic spindle organization; mitotic spindle assembly; activation of protein kinase activity.